UUUGCAUAGGGCAGCAUAUCAUUCUACUCUGGACCGUUCCGUGUACAACAUCAGCAGCCCAAAACCGAGAUCAUGUCAUCCGUCAUGCAUUACUAUCCAGUGCAUCAUCCAACAACAGCUCCGCCAGUGGUUAAAUACAGCGAUUUGCUCUAUGGACAUCAUCAUUCGGCGAAUCUGCAGCCUACCUCUCUGCAAAAUUACACGCAGCACAGUGUCAGCAGCAUACCAGAGCAUCCUUCGUUGCAGCAGCAUCACCAUCAGCAGCAGCAGCUCUCCUCCGAUGAGAAUCUGUCCUCGCAGCCCAACCAGGAUAUGCAGCGAGUGAAGCUGAAGCGUUCCAGGACUGCCUUUACCAGCGUCCAGCUGGUGGAACUGGAGAACGAAUUCAAGAGCAACAUGUAUCUCUACCGGACACGUCGCAUCGAGAUUGCCCAGCGACUGUCCCUCUGCGAGCGACAGGUGAAGAUCUGGUUCCAGAAUCGGCGCAUGAAGUUCAAGAAGGACAUCCAGGGACAUCGUGAGGCCAAGGCGAGUGCUAAGCUGGCUCAGCCCCAGGCGGAGCAGAGUGCCCAUCGUGGCAUAGUGCAGCGACUUAUGUCCUACUCGCAGGAUCCCAGGGAGGCGGCCGCUAGUGCAGCGGAGAAGCGUCCUGCUGUGGCCGCAGCCGUUCCUCCUGUGAUUGCUGCUCCACCUCCAGUAGUGGCUGCUUCCGCCGCCUCCUUCUACGGCCAAGCAAAGACCAAGCCACAAGCCAUCCCCAAUAUCUCAAACAACAACAACAGCAUGUGCUCCUCCGAUCUCAGCGAGAUCCUGGAACAUCUCGCACAGAGCACAGCGCUGCCAGCUGCUGCAACAGGAGCCCCCACUGCCCCUGGGGCAGCCAUUGGCAGCACUACUUCUGGAUCAUCUGAAGUGGCGGCCUCUGGCCACUAUUCCUACAAUGUGGACCUCGUCUUGCAGAGCAUCAAACAGGAUCUGGAGGCAGCUGCCCAGGCCUGGUCCAAGUCCAAGGCGGGGCCUAUCCUAGCCAAUGCCCAAGCCUGGCAUCCCAGUGGCGGCGGCUCCUCCAGUACUGUACCGGUGGUGCAUGCGGCACCCUCGAUGAAUCUGGCGUGGGGCGAGCCAGCGGCCAAGUCCCGAAAGCUGUCGAUCUCCCACAUCAAUCCCUGUGUGGCCGGCGCCGGCUACAACUAUCAGAACUAGGAACUCAGAACUGUAGCUACAAGUGUGUAUCUGUGUCUGGUGUGUGUAUCUUUAUACUCUUAAGUAUCUUUAGGAUAUCUCUAAGCUCUAAACGUCUCUGGCACUUGGACGCAAAAUUCAUUUGUCGCCCCCAAAACUCAGUGACAAGCACAACUUUUGAUUAUUUCGAUAUUAUUAUUAUUAUUAGGUAUUUUAUUGGAAUUUAAGAAUAUCUUUUUAUUAAAAACUAUGAAUAAUACUAUAAAUAAAAUAAAAUAGAAUAUAUGUAGGUUGCCUAUAAAAAACACAACUGUUUCAUGGUUUUA
This is a messenger RNA of Drosophila miranda, 1508 nucleotides long. Its product is annotated as protein zerknuellt. Gene Ontology annotation, cellular component: nucleus. The transcript has 2 exons. Lineage: Eukaryota; Metazoa; Arthropoda; Insecta; Diptera; Drosophilidae. Gene Ontology annotation, biological process: regulation of transcription by RNA polymerase II. Gene Ontology annotation, molecular function: RNA polymerase II cis-regulatory region sequence-specific DNA binding; DNA-binding transcription factor activity, RNA polymerase II-specific. Bases 73 to 1203 code for a protein of 376 amino acids. The record is from RefSeq and is a predicted model, not a curated record.